UUAUUGCUAAUCAUAAAGGACUAGUCGAGAUCUGCCAUUAGAUAUAAUAAUAAACAGGGCUAUAUUUACACGAAGAACAAUCGCACAAACAAAAAUAUUAGUAAUUCCUGAUGCUUGUAUUUUCAUCAAUCAGUCUGACUAUAAUCUAGGUACCUAUAUGGUGAAAGAGCACCGGUCUUAUCGAAUACCGAUUCUAGCCGCACAAGAUAUCUAACUUUACAUUCCACCCAAUAAUAUUACGAAUAGAAAGCAAAAAAUGGCAUUAUAAUACUUAGAGCGAGCUGAGAUGGUGACCCGCGGGCGCCGACGCAGUCCGCCGCUGCUGCGCGCGCCUCCUCGCGUCUCGGGCAGCUGCUGCCGCUGCAGCCACCACUCUCACACCCCUCACUCUCACUUUCGUUAAGCUAGCAAUCAUGACCGCGAUGAACAGAGCUAUGGUCGUGGCCGGCAUCAUAACCGUGUUCCAGGCCGUUGGUCAAAUAGUGUUCGCCUCGCUUGCAUUGCUGCAAUACUUUUGUGUCAUCGAUUUCCUAAGACAAUUUCCAAUUCUCAUCUUCAUUAAAAUAUUGUAUUUUCAUAACCCUAGUACUUGUGCGGCGCGUAUAAACAUAGGCGAAGCGAUAGACGGUAUGCCGAACCCAGCGUUUGUGUUGUUGAGUCGGGAGCCCUUCACAGCCACCCGCACCUUCUACAUCAACUCUGUAAGCCUGGCUGCAGGCGUCCUCUGGCUGAUCACAUGUUUUGGCAUUAUGAGAGGUGGUGCAGAGAAUAAACAAUCAAAACCCAUACGAUGGCCGUGGUUAAUGCUCACCGUAGCGAUCUGUGGAUUAGAUUUAGUGGCCACGGUUACUUACAUUAAUGACACAUUUCAUACAAAGACUCUUUCGGAGUUGGUGGACUUCGCUGGUGGAAUAACAAGUGGGACUGGCAAUGUGGAGGUGGACACAUCUCUGACCGCCUGGGUUAUGGUCAUUGUGUACUCAAGGUUCGCCGUGUUGUUCCUCUUGAACAUGACUUUGAUUGUCACCGUAGUUAUCCACGUCAGCGCCAAACGCAUCGUUGAGAACACUGGAGUUCAGGUGGAGGCGGUUCGCACAGUAACCACAGACGCGAGCACGUCCGCGGACGUUUUGGAUUCUGAGAGCGAACCGAGUGAGGUUCAACCACCCACGCCCAAGAUACCGCGGCCAGGGCUCAGUCAGUCGUUCCGGGCGAUGAAGGCCCGCCUGUUCCACAGGAACCGCUCCCCGGACCGCGCCAGGGUGGUCGCGCAACUUGAAUCUGGACCCAACUCCCUCAACGCGUCGCCGGAAAGAUCACCUCCGGUGCAGCACGUGGAUAUAGACAAGAAGCGCGGCGUGAACUUCCCCGAGAACCUGCUGUCGCUGCCGCAGCGGCUGGAGAACAUGAUAGCUGAGCAGCAGCGGCGAUUGGACAAGGCUGUGGUGGACACGUCUGGUCGGCACUCACCGCCCCGCGUCUCGCAGUCCCUGCCGCAUAUCGCGUCUACUUCGCAAGACACUCGCGGGCGACGCGGCACGGCGGCGGAGCUCCAGGGGCAGCUACCCUGGGCGUACAUCCCCGCCUCCGCACAUCGCAUGCGCGACCAACUCCCGCCUGAUGAGGACCUACCCCCUGUCCCGUUACCAGACUAUACCGCUAUUCCGUCAUUUAGAAAAGCUUCCGUACACCGCGCCGCUUCGAGUUUAAGUUCUCUAACGCAAAAGCGGGAUGAGAAGUCGCAGUUACCACGUCGUAAGUACAAAUCUCCUCUUACGCAAUCGGAUGUGCUCUACUGAAAAUACAACUUUCUGAAACGUAACAGAUAUCACUACGAUGGAAUAUUCCUGAUUAUCCUUUAUUUUUUGUGUACUAUCUUUACCAAGGUGCCUACAGACAAAAGAACAUUCACAUUUUUCUGUGGACUAAAUCAUUGACCUACAUUUGUUGUAAUUACUUCACUUAUAAGUAGGUAUAUUAAAAAUAAGUUUUAUAUCUAAGUUUAUGUUAGAUAAGUAAGUACUUGACGAAUUUAGUUAAUUUAACUGGAUGUAUAUGUGAGUAAUAUUAACUGCUAAAAUGAAUGAAUUUUAUGUGAAGGACGUGUGUAUAAUAAUAAUAAUUGUUCUAAUCGAAAUGUUGAUAAUGUUAAUAAACUAACUUUUUGUACUGAUUAGGUGCUUCUUUUGAGUAAAAAUGUCGGGAAGAAUCAAAACUUGUGCAAAAUUGUGAUGAUAGAUACAUGUUCUACCAAUUACUAAUUUUCACAAGUUUUCAUUACAUAUUAAGCUAAAUAUAUGUAGGUUAGUGUUAGGACGCUACACAGCCUGUCAUUACAAUCUUUCGACUCUCAUUAGAAUGAGAUCUCGUUAAGGAUUGUAUUGACAAAUGAUUUAUAAGACAAAUAUUUGAAGGGAUCAGUCCCUCCAGGCGCACGUGCCCGUACUGUAUUGUACAGUACACCUCACAGCGAGCAUCCAGUACUCGUCCAGCAUGCUUCUUCUGGAGUACGUUCUUUUGAGUUAGCAAAGAGUAACGUAUGUUCGUUGUCUUCAGUCCUCUUUAUUUUGUAUAAUAACAUAAAUAAUUAUUAUAAAUCAAUGGAUUGGAUAUUCUGCUAUUCUAACGUCCUGUCAACCAUGACAUCUGUGAAACCGACGUACGGAAACAUUGAUGUAAAAGGAAUGUUAUUCAGGAAUACUGUGUUGCCCAUAGACUUACCAAAUUAAGCCUGUAGAAGGAGCUUGCUGCGUGAGUAGUUGGUGAGUAGUUGGAUGGUCGCUGUGAGGACUCGUACAAUAGGAUGCGGUUAGGAGGGCCUGGAGAGCCUCGUCCCGACAUCAGACGUGUCAAAGAGCUGACUGCGCGGCAUAUAAUGGCAACACAGUACUCCUAAUGUUGGUUUCAAAUUCAAAUCAGGAAUUCGAUUUCGAUAGAGAUAUAUAAUUGAGCCUUGUCUUGAUUUCCUUGUUCUGUUGUUCUGAAGUCGUGUCAACGACGUCUGUCCAUCAUCGAUUUCCCGAUUUAAAUUUGAAACCGUCAUUAGGAAUACUGUGUCGCCGUUACAUGGCGGGCUACCUGCACUCUGACAUUAUGCUUAGUUUUAAUCAUGAUUUUUCUGUACAAAUCCGACAAACUUAAAUAAUUUUAAGAUUUUAAAUAAAUACUCUGAUUUAAGUUUAUA
Molecule: messenger RNA, 3184 nt
Organism: Pectinophora gossypiella (pink bollworm)
Lineage: Eukaryota; Metazoa; Arthropoda; Insecta; Lepidoptera; Gelechiidae
Exons: 11
Coding region: 414-1799 (461 amino acids)
Source: RefSeq, a predicted model, not a curated record